Molecule: messenger RNA, 3978 nt
Organism: Pundamilia nyererei
Lineage: Eukaryota; Metazoa; Chordata; Actinopteri; Cichliformes; Cichlidae
Gene: gba2
Product: glucosidase, beta (bile acid) 2
Exons: 18
Coding region: 891-3443 (850 amino acids)
Biological process (GO): glucosylceramide catabolic process; central nervous system development; carbohydrate metabolic process
Cellular component (GO): membrane
Molecular function (GO): beta-glucosidase activity; glucosylceramidase activity
Source: RefSeq, a predicted model, not a curated record
UCAGGCAUUAUUAACUGCUAUUUAUUACUCCGUGUAAUCGUAACAGUUAACGCUUCCUCUGUUAGAUCUAAUAAAAAGUUAGUGCUCUGAUUGAAGCUUGGCGCUAUCGAGUUUAUUAAAAGGGGCGCUAUCAGAACGUGGCUUGAGAACAUUGAUGCCUGAUAGACAACGAAAGGGGCAAAGGUUUCUCGAUAUCUAUGACAGGCAAAAAGGUUUUGCAUACUGGGCGCCGAGCUAGCAGAAGCUACAGGCACUUCACUGAGAUCCGCUCGAGUCUGGAUAUGGAUAACGCUAUCCCUCUGGCAUUUUCAAACUCAUUUUUAUGCGUCUCUUGCUCUUAGAAGCGGGCUAACUUGUAAAGUCGCAUUCUGUUGCACGGCUUUAAAGCAAAGAGGCGUUCCGUGGUCACCGUUUAAGGUGUUCCGGCUAAAAAAUUCUGCUGGUAUUUCGCCGUCAGCUAUCCAUCCACCCAUCCGUCGGUGCUGACAGCUGCGUAUUCACAUCCGGACUCAGUGCUGAGGAGUGGGUGGGGAGGGGGUCGACCAAAACAGAAAUCAAAGGGUGGGGGUUGCAUCAAGACGCCCAUGAGGAUAUGAAAAGACUGGAUGAAUGCUACAACUAAAGAAUGGCACAGGAACUUCCAACUUAAAUUUGGAUUCAUUCAUUGAGCAAGCCUUAAGAGCUUAUCAGUGGAGAACAGGUUUAACCCACUGGAAUGACACCGGCGCUUUUAUUACUCCUGAAACUUGUGACUGACUACCACAUUAGUGGUUUUGGUCCGUGGUGAGGGCACUGUAAGUUGGCUCUGGCUACAAUAGUUGUUAGCAACUCCCUGCUUGUAAGUGUUUCAAGACCUGAAGUUUCAUUGUCAUUGUUUAAAAGUCUGCAAAAUGACUUCAGAGUGGAGUGAGAAAUCCACAGCAGACCUCAUGAGCAGGUAUGUCUCCAAGGAAAUGGGAUACAAUGUGCCCAAGGAAGGUUGGCGUAUCUGUCUGGCGCACGAGUUCAAGGAGAAGAGAAAGCCCUUUCAAGCAAAAGACGUCUCUCUGGCCAACAUCUGGGGGCAUAUCGGCCUUGGAGUCAGGUAUCUAAAGUUUUGGUACAAGAAGACGCAGGUGGAAAAGAAGGCUCCGUUCAUUGAUAUGUUUGGUGCCCAACCCUUACGCCAAAUCUACGGCGCUCCACUUGGCGGCAUUGGAGGAGGUACCAUCACAAGAGGUUGGAGGGGGGAGUUCUGCAGAUGGCAACUUAAUCCUGGGAUGUACCACUACAAAACAGUCAUACCCAAUCAGUUCACUGUGUGUUUGCGUCGUGAAGGAAAAACUGUUUACCAGCAGGUGUUAUCUGUAGAGCGUCCACCUACAUUACAAGGCUGGAACUGGGGCUACUGCGGGGAGUACGCCUUCUAUCACGCCUUGUAUCCUCGCGCCUGGACGGUUUAUGACCUGCCAGGACAGAACGUCACCCUGACCUGCAGACAGAUUUCCCCAGUCAUCCCUCAUGAUUAUCAGGACUCAAGUCUCCCAGUUGCAGUAUUGGUGUGGGACAUAGAGAACAAGAACGAGUACGAUCUUGAUGUCUCGAUUAUGUUUACCAUGGUCAACGGAUCAGGACAAAAGGACGACAAGUGUGGCGGACACUGGAAUGAACCAUUUCACCUGGAGAAGGAGGGGGAGGCGGUGUCUGGGGUCCUACUUCAUCACUGUACUGCAGUGAACCCUUACACUCUGUGCAUCGCAGCCCGAGAGCAGUCUGACAGGGAGAUCAGCCACCAGACAGCGUUCAGUCCAAAGGGACCCUGCUUCAGUCUGUGGAACGACCUCAUCGAUGAUGGACGGCUGGACUCUCCUACAGGAUCCAGUCCACCAACAGUUAAAGGAGAAAAGGUAGCUGCGGCAGUAGCUGUGGGCUGCUCUGUGCCGGCUCAGGGCCAUAACUCACUGGAGUUCUGCUUGGCCUGGGACAUGCCCAAAAUUACCUUUGGGUCUCGGGAGAAGGAGCACAUGAGGAGAUACACUCGUUACUUUGGGACCAAAGGAGAUGCAUCCCCCUCACUCAGCCAUUAUGCCCUAACACACUACAAGCAGUGGGAGAAAAGCAUUGAGGAGUGGCAGAGACCCAUACUGCAGGACAGUUCUCUACCUUCCUGGUAUAAGUCAGCACUGUUUAACGAGUUAUACUUUGUGGCGGAUGGUGGGACCGUGUGGACGGAGAUAAUGGAGGAUGUUGACAUCAGUGGCGGCAUACGUAGCGAGGACGGAGGUCUGCCAGCUCAACCCACUGUCAUCAAGGAGUAUGGACGUUUCGCUUACCUAGAAGGUCAGGAGUACAGAAUGUACAACACAUAUGAUGUGCACUUCUACGCCUCUUUUGCACUUAUCAUGCUGUGGCCCAAACUUGCCUUGAGUUUGCAGUACGACAUUGCUGGCAGUGUGGUUCAGCAAGACCUCACGGAGAGACUCCACCUAAUGAGCGGACAGUAUUCUCCCAUCAAAACCAAAAAUGUGGUGCCUCAUGACAUCGGAGACCCAGAUGACGAGCCCUGGGUGAGGAUGAAUGCCUACCUCAUUCAUGACACCGCACACUGGAAGGACCUGAACCUGAAGUUUGUCCUGCAUGUAUACAGGGACUUUCAUCUUACCCAGGACAGGCAAUACCUCCAGGACAUGUGGCCCAUCUGCCAGGCAGUGAUGGAGUCCGAGUUGAAAUUUGACCUGGAUGGAGAUGGCCUAAUAGAGAACUCUGGAUAUGCUGACCAGACCUAUGAUGGCUGGAUAGUGACUGGACCAAGUGCCUACUGUGGUGGUAUGUGGGUGGCAUCGCUCUGUGUGAUGUGUAAAAUGGCCAGACUGUUGGACAGCGAGGAGUUGUACUGUCACUACAAAGACCUGUUGGACAGAGGCAGUGCUGCUUUUGAGAAACUACUGUGGAACGGCAAAUACUACAACUAUGACAGCAGUGGGAGAGAUCUUUCUAACAGUGUCAUGUCGGACCAGUGUGCUGGCCACUGGUUCCUGAGAGCAUCUGGGCUGGGAGACGGAGAAUUUCAGGCCUUUCCAAAAGAAAAGAUCCAAAGUGCACUAAAAUCUGUGUUUGACUUGAAUGUAAUGAGCUUUGCUGGAGGCCAGAUGGGGGCAGUCAAUGGCAUGCGCCCUGAAGGAGUCCCUGAUCGCUCCAGUGUUCAGUCUGAUGAAGUGUGGAUUGGAGUUGUAUACGGUCUGGCAGCCACAAUGAUCCAUGAGGGAAUGCAGGAGGAAGGUAUGCGUACAGCGGAGGGCUGCUACCGGACGGUGUGGGAGAAGCUGGGCAUGGCCUUUCAGACCCCAGAAGCCUACUGUGAGAAGAAUAUCUAUCGUUCUCUAGCCUACAUGAGGCCUCUGAGCAUUUGGGCCAUGCAGCUCGCCCUGAACACUUCACAGAAGGAUCAGACCACAACAGCUUAGACUGGAGUCACAUACUGAACUAAGACCCGAGUCAUUACAGGAGGGAACAGGAGUUCCUAGAAACUCCGCUGUAGCCACCACUUUGAUCUGGACUGACACUUUGAGGUGCUGUUUAACUGUUUACAGACCCAGAAUUAAAUUUUCCCAAGUUUGUUUCACUGUAAAUGUUUGAGGCUAUGGUACCGGAUUGUACAUUUUCCUCUACAAAGACAGUAGGUGUGAAAUAGUGAUCAUAUUGUUAGGCAAGCACAUUUGAUUUUCUUUCUGUGUAUGAAGUGUUAGCCAGGUAAUAGCAAAAAAUAAAUGAAUAAAUCAUAGCCUGUGUCUAUUAAACAAAUUACUUUGUUACAGAACAUCAAAAUACUGUUUGCAUACACAUAAAAAAGCAAACACUACACUUCGCUGUUCACAGUCAUGGCUAUAAUACCUGCAACAUGUUUAUUAUAUGAUUUUCUUUAUCCCCUCCCUUCAUCCCAACUUGAUUGCUGUACUAAGUGGUGUAAUUUUUGAUGAGUGGUUUUGGAGAUUAAGCCUG